AUGGCAGGAGAAUCAGACGAGAGCAACGACAUAAGUGUGCGAGGUGAGGAGGGAAUUGACGGGGAAUGCUGGAGAAGGGAAGGGGAAGGGGAAUCAAGGAGUCUGGCAGGCUGGGAGAGUGAGAGACUGGAAGAGGAGGGACUGGGAGGCUGGACGGAGAGGGCAACGGCAAGGAUCCAUCAAAGUGACACGCAGAGGAGACAGAGACAAACAGACGCAGAAGCCACCGCUGUGGACGACUACCAGCGUUUUGGACCAUUGUGGGCUGCAGUGGAUGCGCUGAAAGACGUGCAGUGGGCUUUCCGUCCUUGCCGUCGGGAGGCAACGAAGGUGGAAGCGAUGGCUGCUGGGUUCUCGACCAAGCGAUGGGCACAAAUGUGA
Messenger RNA from Sporothrix schenckii 1099-18, 381 nucleotides. RefSeq lists its product as uncharacterized. The record is from RefSeq and is a predicted model, not a curated record. The transcript is spliced from 2 exons. The coding region runs from base 1 to 381 and encodes 126 amino acids. Lineage: Eukaryota; Fungi; Ascomycota; Sordariomycetes; Ophiostomatales; Ophiostomataceae.